AUGGUCAUCGGCAUAUUUGCUGGAAUACUCAGCAAAGUGAUCGGUCUGGCCAAGCCGCUGCGAUUCUCGCCAGAGGUGUUCUUCUACGCCCUGCUCCCCCCCAUCGUGUUUGCAGCGGGCUUCACAUUGAAGAAGAAGCAGUUUUUCCACAACCUUGGGCCGAUCCUCAUGUUUGCUGUGGUGGGCACCUUCAUUUCCGCCCUCGUGUUUGGGUUUGCAACCUACCUGCUGGUGCUCCUGAAGGUGGUCAACAUCACGAGCAUGGCAGGAGCGCCCCUCGUGGAGUGCCUGAUGUAUGGCUCGGCCAUCUCCUCCAUAGACCCGGUGGCCACCCUGGCCGUGCUGACGGACACCGACGUCCCCCCCAUGCUGUACAACCUGGUGUUUGGGGAGAGCGUGCUGAACGACGCCGUGGCCAUCGUUCUCUUCCGCUCCCUGGCCAAGUUCUAUGACACGCCCAUGGGCCUGAGCAGCCUGCUAGGCGUGCUGGUCAGCUUCGUGGCCCUGGCCCUGGGCAGCCUGGCCAUCGGUGUGGCAGUGGCCCUGGCCGCCGCCUUCCUGCUCAAGCGUCUGGAGCGGCCGGCGGCGGGGCGCAGCCACGUGGAUGGUACGCUGUACGAGAUCGCCAUCGUGGUCAUGGGCUCCUACCUCGCCUACCUCCUGGCGGAGCUGGCUGGCAUGAGCGGCAUCGUCGCCCUCUUCUUCUCAGGCGUGUGCCAUGCACACUACUCCUACUACAACAUCGGCCAGGAUGCCCAGAUCACCCUUCGCAAGCUGUCGGAGUUCCUGGCCUUUGCCUGCGAGAUGUUUGUCAUGGCCUACCUGGGCCUCCAGGUCGCAACGAUGCAUCACAAGUUCGACCUGGGCCUCUUCGUGACGGGCGUCCCCCUGGCAGUCUUCUCCCGCGCCGCCAACGUCUUUCCCUGCUCCUUCAUCCUCAACCAGGGCCUGCAGCACCGCAUGCCCCGCAACCUGCAGCUCAUGCUCUGGGCGGUGGGCUUGCGGGGCGCCGUCGCUUACGGCCUGGUGGUGAACCUCCCACGCAGCGACGCGCCCGGGGAGACGGGCGUCCCCGCCAUCGAGACCGCCACGCUCUUCAUCGUGGUCGUGUCCACCCUGGUCAUGGGGUCUGCCACAGGUCCACUGCUGACGGCCCUGGACCUCGUGAACAAGGACGACGCCCAGCUGCACCAAAUGUCCCUGGCCGAGGAUGGGCUGGCCAGUCCCAUGCAUGGCGGCCCGGAGCUGGGCCGGUUUGAGGUCACCAUCCGCUCGUGGACGCAUGAGAAGUUCAAGGAGCUGGAUGAGCUCAUCCUGAAGCCGCUGUUUGGGGGAAACAGUAACCGAACGGAGGACUGGGUCCAGGACGCCACCAUCAGGUAG
Molecule: messenger RNA, 1383 nt
Organism: Auxenochlorella protothecoides
Lineage: Eukaryota; Viridiplantae; Chlorophyta; Trebouxiophyceae; Chlorellales; Chlorellaceae
Product: Sodium/hydrogen exchanger 9
Exons: 8
Coding region: 1-1383 (460 amino acids)
Biological process (GO): proton transmembrane transport; sodium ion transport; regulation of pH
Cellular component (GO): membrane
Molecular function (GO): sodium:proton antiporter activity
Source: RefSeq, a predicted model, not a curated record